Penaeus chinensis is the source of this 612-nucleotide messenger RNA. RefSeq lists its product as uncharacterized. The transcript is spliced from 2 exons. The coding region runs from base 1 to 612 and encodes 203 amino acids. The record is from RefSeq and is a predicted model, not a curated record. NCBI's taxonomy places the organism in Eukaryota, Metazoa, Arthropoda, Malacostraca, Decapoda, Penaeidae. Gene Ontology annotation, molecular function: nucleic acid binding.
AUGAUUCUUCUCGGCACGAAGCGCAUCCAGACCACGGCAUACCAUCCCAGUGCUAACGGCAUGUUAGAGCGCCUACAUCGCCAGUUGAAGGAGGCUCUCACAGCUUCAUCCUCCACGCGUCAAUGGGUGGACCAGUUACCCUUGGCGCUCCUGCACAUACAGACCUCUUUCAAGCAGGACCUUCAAUGCACCGCAGCUGAGAUGGUUUACGGAACCACCAUAGCCCUCCCUGCCGACUUCGUAGUUAGCUCCGGAAGUCAGGACCCGGGAGCUUUCGGAAAGCAGCUCCGCAACCGCAUGGCCCGCAUCCGCUCUCGUCCUACACGACCUUCACGGCAGCGAGAUAUAUACUUACCACGCGACCUUCACGACUGCUCACACAUCUUCAUCAGGCGACCCACCAAGCCACCUCUGUGCCCGCCCUACGAGGGACCUUUUCCUGUCGUCAAGCGGGACGGUAAGACCAUCACCAUUCGGCGUCCCCGAGGGGAGGACAUCGUCUGCAUCGACCGUGCGAAACCUGCACACCUCCAAGAACCGUGCACGGUUUCGAGGGUCCCCGCCGAUUACCGCCAAUCACCGCUUAGCUCUCCUGACCUGACCAGCGAGUAA